AAAACUAACAGUACCUUUGUGCCAUAAUAGGGUGAGAGUGUUGCAGCUGUGAUGGUCCAGGAAAUAUGUGAGAAACAAUGUUUUUUUGGUAAUGUCUUUGUGUAGCUGAGCAGUCCAGUAAAUGAUAUCGUCAAAACUUCUUGCUUCUAGUUUUAAUUCUAGAAUAGGUAUUCUCAACUCUUCCCGGAUACAUAUAAGACUAAUGCUUGAAUUCUAAAACUACUCUGUAAAUGGCUCUGCUGGUGAAUUUCCUAAGACAACUGCUAGAAUACUUUGGCAUGCCAGCUGAUGAGUUCUCCCAUCUCUUUUGGAAGGCCAUGCCUCUGUGGGUAGCUUGUCAAGACCAUGCCAGAAUCAGCCAUCUGAUUGACACCUGUUUUCCUCCAACAUCCUUUACAAGGAGGUACUUCCAUCAUAUGUGUACUAUCAUCAGGAAAUAUCAGUUCAAGGUUAUAUUGGUUUGGCAAAAAAAGGAGUAUGGAACUACUCGAAGCAUUGUUCGUAAGCUUGGGACAAUUCUCUCUUUACAACCUUGUCCAAGACCUCAGUUGCAGCUGGUUCAAGAUGUCCAUCCCUUGGAUUAUGAUGAGAAAAGUACAACUCCAAUUCUUGUGGUUCCAUCUCUGGGUGAUAUCUUGUGGGUGGCAAAUGAUGAAGGACAAGCUUCUACUAGAUUUAGGGCUGAAUCAUGGGGAAAGAAAAAAAGUGCAGUUCACCGUAAUGUGCCUCCAACUACAGCUUCUAUGCCAACUGUUCCAAAGAAUAGAGGACAAGACAAUUUUGUGAAUGAAGAAGCAAUAAAAAAAAUUUCUGCGCUUGAAGAUGAACUAACCCUUCUUCGUGCUCAAAUUGCUGCAAUUGUUGCAGCACAGGGAUCAAGACACAGUUCAGAAGCCUUGAAUACAUUUGCCACUCCCGAUGAAUCUUACCCACUGCCAACAAUGACUUCUACACCAUUGUCCAUCUUGCCAGGUCACUUUGCAAUUCCUUCACCUCCACUUCCACCCCCCCCACCGCACUCUGACUUUGAUGUCAGUAAUUCAGCAAUUGAGCUUAUAAAACAACGUCGUGCUGCAAGGAAGACUACAUCAACAAUUAUUGAUGAUAUUGAACAUCAGAGAAAUAAGUGUGUCCCUAGUAUGAUGGAUGUUUUGAAGGACCUAAACAAGGUCCAAUUGCGAACUGUUGAGAGGUCACCAGGUGGUACUCCUCUUCUUAGGACAAAAAAAAGGCGGAGUUUGCCGUUGGAUCCAGUAUCUUUACUCACUCGGGCUCUAAAACAGAAAUUUGCACAUCAAAAUUAUGAUGAUGAUUCAUCAGACAAAGAAAACAGAUCUUUUGAUGCCUCUCCAUUUUCCAGUCCAGAAGCCCCAAUGGUUGGAUGUCACGUUUUGAAGCCAAACAUAAAGAAUAACCUUAUUGGAGCUAAGGAGCUAAAACAGGUGUCAACACUGAAAGCAAGAUCACAUAUUUAACAGGUGCAGAUCUUCUGGGAGAAAUGAAGUUACAUGUAUACUUUAGAGUGGUGGGACCACCUCAGCAAUUUGUUGGAAAACAUGUCCCAGGAUAUAGCAAUCCAGAAUACUUGGAGCUAGGACUUGUAAAACUAUUAUUUUCUUUCCAUUAGAGUGUCCCAACAGCCAAGCUUGUGAAGGUGUUGUUUGCUUUUAUAAUAAAUAAGGCAUUUAGCUACAUAUAGCUACAAAGCAGUGUGUUCAAAGCUACGCUAUUAGAUGCUUGGAAUGGGAAACCUGUGGAAGUAGAUCAUGUGCAAAAAGACUGUAUUUUUCUUGGUAUGGAAGCUGAAACAUGGCAGCUUGGAAACGAUAUGAAUAGAUGAGGAAAUUAAGACGAACAGGUUUAUACCAUGGUAGUCAUUAUUUUUCUUUGAUCAAGCAGAUGCAGUGUAUCCUUGAGUUUCCUUGUUGCUUGCUAAAGCAAUUCUGUUUGUAUGUGGAAUGCUGUUUCCUAAUUUAUUAUGGGUAAAUCAAGAAACUUAUGUCUCCAUAAUUUGUAGAGGCAGUUUUUCUUGUUUUAAGUUAGAUUUGGGCUUGAUGUUCACUGCCUGAAAUGUGAGAGUUGUGUUCUAUGUUUAAAGAAGCUCUGGAGAGAUUUCUGUUUGUACAAGCAUAGUAUAAAUACAUUAUGGAAACUAUGCUGUCUUCCCCUUUUGCUUGUUUCUAUUUUGUUGACAUUUUGUUGAGAGAGCCUAUACAAUAAAUAUUAUUUUAUGUCA
Molecule: messenger RNA, 2236 nt
Organism: Alligator sinensis (Chinese alligator)
Lineage: Eukaryota; Metazoa; Chordata; Crocodylia; Alligatoridae
Gene: MTFR2
Product: mitochondrial fission regulator 2
Exons: 9
Coding region: 231-1475 (414 amino acids)
Biological process (GO): mitochondrial fission; aerobic respiration
Cellular component (GO): mitochondrion
Source: RefSeq, a predicted model, not a curated record